This is a messenger RNA of Thamnophis elegans (Western terrestrial garter snake), 1584 nucleotides long. Its product is annotated as vomeronasal type-2 receptor 26-like. The record is from RefSeq and is a predicted model, not a curated record. The coding region runs from base 1 to 1584 and encodes 527 amino acids. Lineage: Eukaryota; Metazoa; Chordata; Lepidosauria; Squamata; Natricidae. Gene Ontology annotation, cellular component: membrane. The transcript is spliced from 5 exons. Gene Ontology annotation, molecular function: G protein-coupled receptor activity. Gene Ontology annotation, biological process: G protein-coupled receptor signaling pathway.
AUGAAUCCCAGUGCUCAGCGGAUCAACUACAGUGUCAUCAACCAGAUGGCUGAGCAAAAUCAUCAUUUUCCUUUUUCAUAUCGGUUGACCCCAAACCAAGAACCUCCUUACUCAGCCAUUGUCCAGCUUCUCCUGCACUUCCAAUGGACGUGGAUCGGCCUCCUUUCUCAGGACAAUGAAAAAGGAGAAAAAUUCAAAAGACGCUUGGAAGUUCUCACUCUUAAAAAUGGGAUUUGUGUUGUCCUCUCAGGAACUGUCCUAGAAGCAAAUAUGCAGACAAGUACUGGAGAAACUGUCAUGGAAGAAAAAAGGAAAAUGUUCUAUUCUCUUAUCAAGAGUCAAAUAAAAAUUAUAGAUUCCUCCAGUGUUUCCCAAAUAAUUCAAGUUGUGGCCUGGGUCCUCAAUGCUGCCUCUUCCUCCCAAUGGAGUAAGAGGAGAAUGCGAGCUGGAUACCAUCAGUCACUCCAGAUUGUACAGCCAUGGCAGCUUCAUAGUUUCCUGAAAAAUUUCCAAUAUCACAAUAAUUCCAGAGAUGGAAUUUCUUUUGAAGCAAAUGGAAUUCCUGUUGGUGACUUUGAUAUCAUGCAGUGGACAUCACUUUUGAACAAAUCAGAUGCGGGGGUGAAGAUUGGGAAUGUAGAAAGACAAACCUCCUCAGAAGUGAAGAUUUCUGUCAAUCAAAAUGCAGCCCUUUGUGAAAAGUGUCCAGAUGACAAGUAUUCCAAUAAGAAGCGAGAUCAGUGUGUACCCAAAACUAUAAGCUUCUUAUCCUACGACGAAUUGUUGGGAAUCAUCCUGGCUUUCUUUGCCAUUGCUUUGUCCCUAACUACCGCCUUUAUUCUGGGAAUCUUCAUUAAAUACCGAGAAACUCCCAUAGUCAAAGCUAACAACCGAGACCUCACCUACAUUCUUCUGAUCUCGCUCUUGCUUGCUUUCUUGACCCCCCUUCUGUUUAUUGGUCACCCCAAGAAAGUGACUUGCCUUCUUCGGCAAGUCACCUUCAGUUUCGUUUUCUCAGUUGCCGUCUCUUCCUUGCUGGCAAAGACGAUUAUGGUAGUAGUUGCAUUUUUGGCCACGAAGCCAGGCAGUGUCAUGAGGAAAUGGCUGGGGAAGAGUCUGGCCAACUCUAUUGUUUUAUCUUGCUCUGGUAUUCAAGUAUGCAUCUGUAUCAUGUGGCUGGCAAUCUUUCCCCCAUUCCCAGAUUCUGACUUUCAUUCCCAACCAGGACAGAUCCUGCUGCAAUGCAAUGAAGGCUCUGUCACCAUGUUCUACUCUGCUCUUGGCUACAUGGGUUUCCUGGCUGCCAUUUGCUUCUUUGUGGCAUUUCUGGCUCGAAAGCUGCCUGGUUCCUUCAAUGAAGCCAAACUGAUCACCUUCAGCAUGUUGGUUUUUUGCAGUGUUUGGAUCUCCUUUGUCCCCACCUACCUGAGCACCAAGGGGAAAUAUAUGGUGGCUGUGCAGAUCUUCUCCAUCCUGGCCUCCAGCUUGGGUUUACUGGGCUGCAUCUUUAUCCCCAAAUGCUACAUUAUAAUCCUGAGACCUGCUCUGAACACCAAAGAACAUCUGAUGAUGAAAAUUCACUAG